GAAGAACAAAUUAAAAAAAGAAAGAAAAAAAAAGAAAAAUAACUGUUUCUCUCUUGCUCGCAUAAAAACACAAAACAGAUAUUUUUUUGUGGCGUUUGCAGUUGAAAGUAAAUCGGUGGCCAUGACUGUCCAAGCUUCAACCUCCUUCAGCUUCGGCAUUUCCUCCUUCGUUAUCCCUCCCGCUCGCUCUCGUCACCGCUCUGUGAUUCGAGCCCAAGUGGAACCAUCAGAGAAGUCUGUUGAGAUAAUGAGGAAGUUCUCAGAGCAAUAUGCUCGUAGGUCGGGAACGUAUUUCUGUGUUGAUAAGGGAGUCACUUCUGUUGUUAUAAAGGGAUUGGCAGAUCAUAAAGAUCAAUUGGGUGCACCCCUUUGCCCUUGCCGGCAUUAUGAUGAUAAAGCUGCUGAGGCUGGGCAAGGAUUUUGGAAUUGUCCAUGUGUUCCUAUGAGAGAGAGGAAGGAGUGCCACUGCAUGCUCUUUCUCACUCCGGACAAUGACUUUGCGGGACAAGAGCAGACCGUCACAUUGGAAGAGAUCAAAGAAUCAACCGCAAAUAUGUAAUCAGACAUGUUUUAACAGUAAACUUGUGUAUCUUGUUUAAAAAAGAAAAAAAGAAAAAUGGAGAGUAAAGCUCAUGAGUUGUAAGUAUAUCUCAUAAAAUAAUCUGUAACCGUAUCUGAUUUCAUUCUCUGCCCAUAAUCCAUAUCUAGUUUCACUUGUCC
Molecule: messenger RNA, 720 nt
Organism: Morus notabilis
Lineage: Eukaryota; Viridiplantae; Streptophyta; Magnoliopsida; Rosales; Moraceae
Product: ferredoxin-thioredoxin reductase catalytic chain, chloroplastic
Exons: 6
Coding region: 122-559 (145 amino acids)
Molecular function (GO): oxidoreductase activity, acting on iron-sulfur proteins as donors
Source: RefSeq, a predicted model, not a curated record